AGAAAUUCAAAACUCAAAAGAACACAACACAGCCGUUGCUCAAAAUUGCAUAUAUUCUCUCAUUAAUUACAUCUCUGCCCCCAAUCCUUUAUAUUCCCUUUCGCCCCCAUUCUCCUUCAGAGUUCAGAUUCAUCUUUUCUUCUCUAUUGCUCAGUUUUUUUUUUAAAGAGGAUGGCUCGGAUCGAAUACUCUGACAAGUACUUCGAUGAUACUUACGAGUACAGGCACGUCGUACUUCCUCCAGAGGUUGCUAAGCUUCUCCCUAAGAAUCGUAUCCUCGCCGAAAGUGAAUGGAGAGCAAUAGGAGUGCAGCAAAGCCGAGGAUGGGUCCAUUACGCUAUUCAUCGCCCUGAGCCACACAUCAUGCUCUUCCGGAGGACUCUCAACUACCAGCCUCCAAAUCCCAUUCCUAAGUAGAUUUUAUUUGGUUUAUAUGUCUCGCUCGCGUAAACACACACUCUCUGUUUCAUCUCUUUUUAUUUUAUUUGUGUUCUUGAAUUCUCUCUUCGGUGGAGAAUUGUUUUUUGAGUUGUAGACGAACCACUUUAUCAUGUUUGGCAUCUUCAACUUCUACAUGUGUUUAAUCAGACUAUCUUAUUCAUUAA
Molecule: messenger RNA, 605 nt
Organism: Brassica napus (rape)
Lineage: Eukaryota; Viridiplantae; Streptophyta; Magnoliopsida; Brassicales; Brassicaceae
Product: cyclin-dependent kinases regulatory subunit 2
Exons: 3
Coding region: 172-417 (81 amino acids)
Biological process (GO): regulation of mitotic cell cycle
Cellular component (GO): cyclin-dependent protein kinase holoenzyme complex; SCF ubiquitin ligase complex
Molecular function (GO): histone binding; protein kinase binding; ubiquitin binding
Source: RefSeq, a predicted model, not a curated record